AUGCCAUCGCUAAUAAAGCGAAGGCGAAUAGAUCAUGGUCUGCCUCCAUUUGAUUGGAAAUUACUUAAAAUUGUAGAAGAGCUCGGUAGUGGCACUUUCGGUUCCGUCCAUUGCGGGACAUAUGGAAAAGACAAGAAGACCGUGGUUAUAAAGAAGCUUAAGAGCGAAUCUGGUGACGCUAAAAGCCGCUUUAUAAAAGAAGCCAAAAUGCUUCUUGGAAUUACGCAUGCAAAUAUACCUGCAUUUCUCGGCUUUUCGGAUAGUCCUUAUGCAAUCAUGAUGGAUUACGUAAUGCUUGACUUCCAACCAUUCGGACUUGAAAAACAAGUUAGCAACUUCGAAGAUUUCUGCCAUUUUGUUGAUGAUGAAUGGAACUUUGACUCGUUUGCUGAUGUUCUCGUUGUCUGCGUGAAAGAUGUUGUUAACGCCCUCGAAUAUCUACACAAGCGUGAUAUCGCACACAGAGAUCUGAAAGCGAACAACGUGUUAAUAACCAACCAGCAUUAUUGCCACGAAGACAAAGAAUCCGUUUCGCACAUUUAUGCAGAAUGCCCGGUUGUUUGCAAGCUGACGGAUUUUGGUUUAAGUAGAUCGCUAGACGCCCAAACGCAAUCGAUUUUACAGUCUCGUACGGAAGAAAUAAUUCGUGGCACACCGGUUUAUAUGGCUCCCGGAAUUCAUCUGGGCAUAUUGAAAAGUGCAAACCAGAUCGACUUAAAAAAACCCGGAUAUUUG
This is a messenger RNA of Paramuricea clavata, 735 nucleotides long. The record is from the annotation of a GenBank genome assembly. NCBI's taxonomy places the organism in Eukaryota, Metazoa, Cnidaria, Anthozoa, Malacalcyonacea, Plexauridae.